Calypte anna (Anna's hummingbird) is the source of this 1456-nucleotide messenger RNA. It is a transcript of the gene RBM17, whose product is annotated as RNA binding motif protein 17. The coding region runs from base 77 to 1282 and encodes 401 amino acids. Gene Ontology annotation, cellular component: precatalytic spliceosome. Lineage: Eukaryota; Metazoa; Chordata; Aves; Apodiformes; Trochilidae. The record is from RefSeq and is a predicted model, not a curated record. Gene Ontology annotation, molecular function: RNA binding. Gene Ontology annotation, biological process: mRNA cis splicing, via spliceosome; alternative mRNA splicing, via spliceosome. The transcript has 12 exons.
GCGGGGUUUCCCGGCGGCCUCUGCGGCCGAGCUCAUGGCGGCGGCGGUUCGGGGACGGUUCUAAACUGAAGAGAAAAUGUCUCUGUACGAUGACUUGGGGGUUGAGACCAGUGACUCUAAAACAGAAGGCUGGUCCAAAAAUUUCAAACUCCUACAGUCUCAGUUGCAGGUGAAGAAAGCAGCUCUCACACAGGCAAAGAGUCAGAGAACAAAACAAACAACAGUCCUUGCUCCAGUGAUUGACCUGAAGAGAGGGAGCUCCUCUGAUGAGAGACAGAUUGUGGACACACCACCUCAUGUAGCAGCUGGGUUAAAGGACCCUGUGCCUAGUGGCUUUUCUGCAGGAGAUGUGUUGAUUCCUUUGGCAGAUGAGUAUGAUCCCAUGUUCCCAAAUGACUAUGAAAAAGUGGUGAAAAGGCAAAGAGAGGAAAGGCAGAGGCAGCGUGAGCUCGAGAGGCAAAAGGAGAUUGAAGAGAGAGAAAAAAGGCGUAAAGACAGACAUGAAGCCAGUGGGUUUUCAAGAAGACCAGAUCCAGAUUCUGAUGAAGAUGAAGAUUAUGAAAGGGAGAGACGAAAAAGAAGUAUGGGAGGAGCUGCCAUUGCACCUCCCACUUCACUUGUUGAGAAGGACAAAGAACCUGUAGCAUCAUUUCCAUUUGAAGAGGAGUCAAGACCUCGGGCACCAUCUUCCAAAGCAGCCAUUCCUCCCCCAGUGUAUGAUGAGCCAGAAAGACCUCGUUCCCCCACAGGACCUAGCAACUCUUUCCUUGCUAACAUGGGAGGAACAGUGGCUCAUAAAAUCAUGCAGAAGUAUGGUUUCAGAGAGGGCCAGGGACUGGGGAAGCAUGAACAGGGGCUGAGCACAGCACUGUCAGUAGAGAAAACAAGCAAGAGGGGUGGCAAGAUCAUUGUUGGUGAAGCUGCAGAGAAAGAAACAGGCAAGAAAGCAGAUUCUAACCCACUGACUGAGAUACUGAAAUGCCCAACUAAAGUGGUCUUGCUGAGGAACAUGGUGGGUGCUGGAGAGGUGGAUGAAGAUCUGGAAGUUGAAACUAAGGAGGAAUGUGAGAAAUAUGGCAAGGUUGGGAAAUGUGUCAUCUUUGAGAUUCCUGGUGCCCCUGAUGAUGAAGCUGUAAGAAUAUUUUUAGAGUUUGAACGGGUUGAAUCUGCCAUCAAAGCUGUUGUGGAUCUCAAUGGAAGAUACUUUGGAGGCAGAGUGGUGAAGGCUUGUUUCUACAACCUGGACAAGUUCAGAGUACUGGAUCUGGCAGAGCAAGUUUGAUUUUAAAAAUCUAGCUCGAGGUGUCACUGUUUUGGCAAUCAUGUUUUCAGCAGUGGGCUGGGAAUAAGGAAGAGAAAAGUAGCUUUCCUAGCAGACUGGAAACAAGCCUCAUUGAAUGGAUUUUUCACAUUCGUUGUGACAUUUUUUUGUAAUAUAAAGCCCUUUGAAAGUAAA